Messenger RNA from Siniperca chuatsi (mandarin fish), 2787 nucleotides. It is a transcript of the gene clrn2, whose product is annotated as clarin 2. The transcript has 3 exons. The record is from RefSeq and is a predicted model, not a curated record. Bases 560 to 1261 code for a protein of 233 amino acids. NCBI's taxonomy places the organism in Eukaryota, Metazoa, Chordata, Actinopteri, Centrarchiformes, Sinipercidae.
AGAAAUAGGUUGUGUCCUGAGUAAAUGUGCUUAGUUACUUUAAACCACUAAUAUGCAAAAGACAGACCUUAAUGAAUAAGUGGAGCAUGCAAGAAACAAGAUGAGAGAUGCAGGACUGUCCAAUCUCUCCAGCCCGACCUUCAGUGUGUUACAAUGGACCACAUCUGUCAUUCUGACACCAUUAACUCUGCUCACAUGAUUUUAUAGCUGCAGCCGCCUCUAUAAGGUCACCAGUGAUGGUACAUUUCGAGCUCAAAAGGCCAAGUUGCAAAGGUUAAUUCACCCCCUGGAUGAAGAGGAGUGUGUGAGGGUGAGGGAGGGAGGGAGGGAGGGAGCAGGGAUAGAGUUUCUCCCCGGUAAGAGAUCUCUUUAGAUUCGGUUUCCCUUCCUCUGUGACGCACACAUGCAACAUUUUAACAAGAGAAAUAACUUUCCCUAUCCUCUCGAUUAUGAUUCAUUUUUCCAAACUAUAGAAUAAACUCAUGGUGAUCGCCGAGUGUGCUUCGCGGUCGCUGCCCGGCGUCGUGUUACCUUCCUCGGGGCGCCAUGGGCUCGUAAGAUGCCUUCGCUGUGGAAACGGAUCACGUUCUCGGUGGCCUCGGUGCUCUGUGUCGGCUCGGUGGUCCUCCUGGUCGUGGCCCUGUCCACAGAGCGGUGGGUCACCGGACGGAUCCUGUGCAAAACCGGGGCGGAGAUAGUGAACGCGUCCCACCCGGAGCUGGACCAGUUCAUCGGGGACAUUUACUACGGUUUGUUCCGGGGAGGAAAGGCCAAGAAGUGCGGGCUCGGCAAGAGGCGCUCCAAAAUAUACAUUUUCCCAAAGCUUGUGCGGACGUUGAACGGUGGCCUUCACAUGAUGGUGAUCCUCUUCCUGCUGGUGGCUGUGGGCUUUGCGUUGGUCAGUCUGUCUUUCUGCAUUUACAACGCACGCAAGGUUCCCUACCAGAGCAUCAAAGGGCACAAAGGACUCUACCUGUGGAACUUUAUUGCUGCUCUUUUCGGCGCCCUGGGCAUGCUGUGUUUCCUGGCAGCCGUGAGGCACCACAGUCUGACCGAGCGGGUGGCUAAUUAUCGGGAGGACCUCUUUGUGCUGGUUGUCCUGGAUGACAGCCUGGACUUGUCUUUCUGGCUGGGUGUUGGCAGUGUUGCCACUCACUUCGCUGUCUGUGGAGUGGUUGCCAUGAGCCGGAUCAAACUGCCCAAACCGGAGAUCAAGAAACCCGAAGAACCCACCAUUUCCUCUCUAGACCUGCUCUACUGAACGACCAACCAGGGAGCGCUGUUGUCAGCAUUUACAUCACUGACGGUUGACUAGAGAAAACCACAAUGACUGACAGCAGAGUGAAACCAACACUGUGCCAGUGUCCCUUUCCUUUACGUGACUUUUAGGCUCAUUACAGCCUCAAUUUACUUGGACCUCGAGAUUAGCUAAUUAAGAAAGUGGUGUAUUCUCCCAAACAAAUGUUCAAUGAAAUUAGCACAAACUAUAUUAAACCUCAAGCUUUUGUGGCCCCCUGCAAUUCUGGGGCCCCAGGGCAGUUACUUGGUAAUUCAGCCUUCGUCAUUUAAAAGUAUUAAAUUAGCUUUGACCGGUGUAGAUUUAUAGAAACACUGUUAUAGUUUUUAUUUUUACAGUCUCUGAGUAAAUGACGGCCCAUUGAUCAUUCAAGUCAAAUGUAUUUUUUCUAUAGCUCAAAAUCACAAAUUUGCCCUCUAUCCUUCGCCCCUCCAUUCAGAUGAGGGACAAUAACUUCAACUGGAAAGAAGGAACAAAUCUCAGGAAGAACCACAGACGAGGGAUCCCUCUAUCAGGACAGACAGACAUGCAGUAGAUGUUGAACAGUGAACAGAGUAGACAAAAGAAGCACUGGUAAACUUGCAAAAUGGAGAAACAGAACGACAAUAUUACGUAAAUAAAGUACAAAAAUGUUUGGAGUGAAGACUGUGCAUCAGAGAAGACGACAAGAAACCUCCAGGUGCCACCAAGCACUGAUUGGACCUGGACUCUUUAACACAAAGCAGUGAUGGUUCCGCUGUUCGAACAGAGACAGACUGUGGACGAAUCAGACUCCCAAUCUACUACACUGCAGACGACGUAAAAUCACCAGAUCCGACUCAUACUCAAGUCACUCACUUGCAGCUUUAGACGCUGACUUUGAAAACAGAAGGGUCGCAGAAAAGGUUGAGACACAAACAGCAGCUCUUCAGGCUUUUUAUGAGCGCAAAGAGGCCUGCAUCCCAAACUUGUCCGUUGCAUUCUGCACAUCAUGUGUUGUAUAUAUUCUGUCUAUAGCUGCAAUAUGUAAAUACAUCAUUGUUCUUUUCGUUAUAUGUACAGAACGUCAAUAACGGAUCUGUUUUUCAGUCUUUGGUUGAGGGUGUAAAUCAAGUCUCUUUAUGAAGUCAGUUUUUUUUUUACACAGUAAUUAUCUUUGAUCCCUGAUGGAAAGUGUGCAACUAUGCACGAACAAUGAUUUAUUAUAUGAUCUUCCAUAAACAGAAAGAGACUAAAUAAUUAUCCUAUGGUCAUUAAAAGCUGUUACUAAGGUCAAAAUAAGAACUAUUUUGUACGUGUUGAAAAAAGUCACUUUGGCCAUCAUUAAAGGACUUUCAUGACGUGUUAGAUUGGUUAUAAUCUCGUGCUGAGUUGGCCGCAUGACUUCAGAAGGACGUGAAAGCUUUUCCCUCUUGUCAUUGUUUUUGUUUAAGAUGCCUCCUGUCAGAGAGGGAAACUAACAAACUUACAAACAAUAUUUACAGAAGACAUCAAUUAAACAAUUAGUUGGA